GAUUUUUCGCCAUCUUGUCUCUUGUCGACGCACAUCAUUCGACGUCAAACAAUCGACGACGGACGGCGACUGAUGUCCCACAUAUGAAACAACGAUGUUCAAUACAUGGCACAUGCCUGUCCAGGUCCAUGGUCUGUUCCCGUGUCAAUUCUUCAGGGUUCAUCCCAUCAUCGGCUGAGAAUUCUCCAUUCGACGACGUCGCAUAUUUCUUUCCCUCUCUCCACUACGGAGUCUUCUCUACGACCAACAAUCCACUCUCCUUCCAGGUUUCUAUACCAUUUCAACGUCGCUUAAACGGGUAGGGCAACCUUUCGUAUCUUUUUUUCCUCCUCAUUCACUUUCUGCCCUUGUCCUUGUUUGCCGCAGUUGAUCUUGGAAUCGCUGCUUUCUCCCUCCCCGGACCGAAAUCAUGCUGUGUCUCUCCCAAUAACAACAAUCAUGAUAAUAUGCUUCUACCGCGGCCGUCUCGAUUCCGUGGUCAAUGGCAUCGUCGAAGAUUCAGUCUCUUUGGCCAGUUUCUCCUGAUAUUCCUCCUCCUCCUCUACCUCCACUCUCGAUUUUACUCGAGCCCGACCCGGCAGACACCAAAGGCCGUCGUCCCGACUCCCGCGCCCCGUCCCACGAGCCCUCUCCUCAAAAGCCAGGCUUCCUUCUGGCGAGAUCUAUACCUCUUAAUCUUGAACAAUGACCCGAACUGUGACCAUCCACCGGACCCUGUGGUGCCUCAAAAGUUGGACAUUGGAUAUGAUCCCUCCCACAACCACCAAAGACCGGACAUACUGUUCAUGGAGUCCAAGGACAUCAAGCGCAUGAGGGAGGCCCAUUCCAACUUUAUAAAUGACAUGAAAAAGUCCACCCCGAAAAUGCCCUAUGAACCGGGCAGCCGGGGCCUGGUCAUGACCGCGGGGUUCAAACAACUCCCCGUCAUGGUCAUUUCCAUUCGCAUGCUGCGCAGGACGUGGUGCCUGUUGCCCGUCGAGGUGUUCGUGGCCGACCCGGACGAGUACGACGAGGAGAUUUGUACCAAGGUCCUGCCGACGCUCAAUGCCAAGUGUCUGGUGUUGCAGGACAUCUUCCGAGCCGCCGAGUCUGGCGUCGCCAUCGACCGCUUCCAGUACAAGAUCAUGGCCAUUCUCUUCUCGUCCUUUGAGGAGGUGUUGCUGCUCGACUCGGACGCCUUUCCCAUCUACAACCCCAUCACCAUAUUCGAGCAGGAACCUUUCAAGAGCACGGGCAUGAUCGUGUGGCCGGACUUUUGGUUCGCCUCGGAAUCUCCGUAUUACUUCGAGAUUGCCAAAAUCGACGAGGUCCCACCGCUGAACGUCAGGGCCUCGGUCGAGUCCGGUGAGCUGAUGUACUCCAAGUCCAAGCACAACAUGUCCAUCAUGCUGGCGGCGUACUACAACUACUACGGCCCGACUUAUUACUACCCGCUCCUCUCGCAGGGCGCCCCCGGCCAGGGUGACAAGGAGACGUUCGCCUGGGCGGCCGCCGCGCUGAAGGAGCCGUACUACGCCGUCCACGAACGGGUGAUGGCCCUGGGCCGGUUCGACUCCAACGGCCACUACCUCGGCAGCGCCAUGGCCCAGCACGACCCCAUCGCCGACUGGGUCUACACCAGGGUCAACGGCCCCCCCCACGAGCGGCUCGGGGAAGGGGAGGCCUCGACAGACUUCAACCCUUUCGACAUCAAACCGACCGAGGUCCGGCCGUUUUUCGUGCACGCCAACUUUCCCAAGUUCGACCCGGCCACGAUCUUUGGCCACCAGAUGCGCGGGUUCGAGGACGAGGUCACGGGCUCCGGCGGCCCGACGCACGACUCCAACGGGACCGCCGUGCGGUGCUGGAUGAGCGAAAGCCGCGCCAACGAGGUGUUUGGGUUCGACGUCGAGCGCGGCUUCUGGGAGGAGAUCAUGGGCACCGCCUGCGAGUACGAAGGCCAGUUCGGCUGUUGGAAGGGCCGGCACGGCAUCUGUGACCGGGUCAGGCACUAUUACCUCGAAGUGUUUCACGACCCACCUCGAGAUUCUGAUCGUCCAUGACGGACAGAUCCAACCCCUUCUCUCACCUUGGCCUUGAUCUUGAUCUGGAUCUGGAAAUUGGACAAUGACCAGAAUCCCCCCAAACGUCGAGGCCACCGGCUCCUCCUUGUCUUUUGGCUGAUAUUUUGGUGCGAAAUUCCGUCCGCGUCGGGUCGGUUGAUUGAUGGAUCGAUCGACUUUGUUUAUCUACACACAUACUCACUGCCGUUGAACAUCUAUAUACCUACGCACCUACGUACCUAGCUGAGCACCUACCUUUUCUAUUGGCAGCAGGGGAAGGGGAUCAUUACAAAGACCAGUCGAUGUCGUGUUGCGAUACACGUCUUUUUUUUUGGUUGGGUCACGAAGUCCAACGAGACACACGAAUGUCAAUGAAGCAUGAAUCAAUGUCUUUUUUUUCCAUCGUACUCUUUAGGAAUACACCGUAUCCAAUUCGUACGUACACGUAGGCCA
Molecule: messenger RNA, 2495 nt
Organism: Exophiala oligosperma
Lineage: Eukaryota; Fungi; Ascomycota; Eurotiomycetes; Chaetothyriales; Herpotrichiellaceae
Exons: 1
Coding region: 447-2042 (531 amino acids)
Biological process (GO): mannan biosynthetic process
Cellular component (GO): Golgi apparatus
Molecular function (GO): alpha-1,2-mannosyltransferase activity
Source: RefSeq, a predicted model, not a curated record